CAGUUUCUAAGUUUUUGAAGAAUUCGGGUAAAUAUUGGCAGCCAGACUGUUUGUUUUACCAUCGCCCUGCUGUCAGACGGCCGCCGCACCAGUUCGGUUCAAGUUGAAGGCAAGGGAAUAUUAUUUUUAGCCAGUAGGCCACAGCUAAGUGGCACCCGUGUUCUGUGUAAAAAUUUUGUUUGGCUGCGAACUGCAAAUAAAUCAAAUCGUUUUCAUCCCAAAACCAGAGAACCAAGAGCAGGGAACAUGCCCAUCAUUCGGCUGGAGUCGGCGGACAAGGAGAUCUUCGACACGGACCAGGAGAUCGCCAAGUGCUCGGAAACGAUUCGCACGGCCCUCGAGGAUCUGGGCGAUGAGAGCGACAACAGCGUGCUGCCCUUGCCGAAUGUCAACUCGCUGAUCCUGAAGAAGGUGCUCCACUGGGCCACCUACCACAAGGACGAUCCCAUGGUGGCCGAGGAGGACGAGAACAAGGAGAAGCGCACGGAUGACAUUUCGUCCUGGGACGCCGACUUCCUCAAGGUCGACCAGGGCACUCUGUUCGAGCUGAUCCUGGCUGCCAACUACCUGAACAUCCAGGGGCUGCUGGACGUCACCUGCAAGACGGUGGCCAAUAUGAUCAAGGGCAAGUCGCCGCAGGACAUCCGCGACACCUUCGCCAUCAACAACGACUUUUCGCCGCAGGAGGAGGAGCAGGUGCGGAAGGAGAACGAGUGGUGCGAGGAGAAGUAAUUGAAUGUGGAUUCCUUUAGCUAAUAUUAUGGGGUGCUCUAUAAAGACAUACUCAUUUGGUUAAAAUUCGGUUAUACCAGGAUUUUUGUGUAACGGUAAAUAUCAAAAUAAAUAGAUCCUUGCAAAAUCACA
Drosophila takahashii is the source of this 864-nucleotide messenger RNA. It is a transcript of the gene SkpB, whose product is annotated as SKP1-related B. Gene Ontology annotation, biological process: SCF-dependent proteasomal ubiquitin-dependent protein catabolic process. NCBI's taxonomy places the organism in Eukaryota, Metazoa, Arthropoda, Insecta, Diptera, Drosophilidae. The record is from RefSeq and is a predicted model, not a curated record. Gene Ontology annotation, molecular function: cullin family protein binding. Gene Ontology annotation, cellular component: nucleus; cytoplasm.